AUGCUUUCAAUAGAAAAAGAAAAUUCAAGAGUUGCUACAACUAAACCAUUAGAUGAACUUUUUACUAAUGUCGGUCAAAAGUUUGAGACAGAGACCGUAAAGCAUGAAGGCUAUCGUUUUGACUACCCAUUAAGAUGGCUAAGAGACCCAUCUGUCACAAAAGCUAUUGGCUUUCGUAGAAUGAAGUUUGUGUCUGUAGAAGAUAAAAGUUUUCCAUUUAUUGUAAGGUUUCAUAUAGAUUAUAUAUCUGAAGGGAAACGAAAAAUGUGGGAAGAAAUUGAGCUAAUACAAGUUGACCUUUCAUCUUCUCUACAGACUGCGUUAAAAAAUAUAGAAGAUAAAAUAAAUUCAUGUUAUGCAAAAUAUGCUGAUGAAUAUGCAAAUACCGAGAGCACACUUUAUGUGA
Trichomonas vaginalis G3 is the source of this 406-nucleotide messenger RNA. RefSeq lists its product as uncharacterized. The record is from RefSeq and is a predicted model, not a curated record. The transcript has a single exon. NCBI's taxonomy places the organism in Eukaryota, Parabasalia, Trichomonadida, Trichomonadidae. The annotation marks the transcript as partial.